ACCUUCAGCAGGCAAAAUGUCUGACCAGAACGUCCACAAAGCCGGUUUCACUUCCUCUGGAAUUGCAAGAGGUUCUCUUGCUUCAUCGAUCAUGUCUGGUGAGGCAAAAUCCUUUGGGGGAGGCGUUCCUUCUGGAGGGACUACUGCUACUCUACAAGAAAUGGGUGCCAAAGGCUCAACACACUCCUCAGGCUUUACCAGCAGUGGGAUCUCCGGUGGCUCCAGGGCCUCCCAGAUGAUGUCCAAUGAGGCCACCUCUUGCGGAGGCGGAGUUCCCAAGGGUGGCACAACUUCCACUAUCCAGUCUAUCUCAAUGGGUGGCAAAGGAGGAAGGCGCUGAAUAGAAAGAAGCAGCGGUCCAGGAGCAGGUCCUGCAAACUGUUCAUCCUUUACAGACAGAUUCACUUGACAUCUUCUUCUCUUCUUUGCUCUCCCUGUACCUGACAUGAAAGACAAAGCAUUUUUCACUCUCCAAAAUAAAAGCUCUGUUAAAAUCA
This is a messenger RNA of Gallus gallus (chicken), 497 nucleotides long. RefSeq names its product interferon alpha inducible protein 6 (gene IFI6). Gene Ontology annotation, cellular component: membrane. The record is from RefSeq and is marked provisional. Lineage: Eukaryota; Metazoa; Chordata; Aves; Galliformes; Phasianidae. The coding region runs from base 17 to 340 and encodes 107 amino acids. The transcript is spliced from 3 exons.